Molecule: messenger RNA, 6844 nt
Organism: Lymnaea stagnalis (great pond snail)
Lineage: Eukaryota; Metazoa; Mollusca; Gastropoda; Lymnaeidae
Source: the annotation of a GenBank genome assembly
GGACCUCAGAUAAUUGCUCACAAGACGUUGAUGAAUGCUAUUGGGAUUUGUACACGUGUCCAGGCUACUCGCGUUGCAGAAACACACCCGGCGACUAUGAUUGUGAUUGUGACAAAUCUUACGGACUUGAAAAUGAUGAUCACAGGACGUGCAAACGUCCAGGUGAGUCUGUGUGUUUACAGAACUUUCUUUUAAUAUGUUUUGUUGAGUCGUGAUACGCAAUUUUCUAAUUUUAUGAUAUAAUUAAGCAACUCAUAAAAAGAUUUUUCGUAUAAAUUAUUUUUUAAAAUGUAACAUCAAGCAGUGGGAGAUGGGGCUGAAAAUGUAACAAAACAUGCAUACAAGUAACGCAAUUUAUAAGAAUCCCAAUUAGUACCCCCCCUCCCCCCCCCCGCUCUAGCCUGGAAACCACACUUUUUUCACGACCCUGAUUAUAAAUUAUUUUUUAAAAUGAAACAUCAAGCAGUGGGAGAUGGGGCUGAAAAUGUAACAAAACAUGCAUACAAGUAACGCAAUUUAUAAGAAACCCAAUUAGUACCCCCCCCCCCCCCCCCCGCUCUAGCCUGGAAACCACACUUUUUUCACGACCCUGAUAUUAAAGAAAAAAAAGAAUCUAAUUUAGCGGAGUUAUCGGGAAUUUUAUUUUAUCUUCCUCAUAAAAAAAGGAAAAACUGAUUUUUUGGGGUUGGGGAUGGACUAAAAAUUUGAUAGAAUGUGUUGUCAUCGGUAACGAGUCUAUGUGCUAAGUUUCAGCUCAAUAGGUUUCCGGGAAGUGGGUUAAUUAGCCGUCCGAAGAUUUUGCUAGUCAGCCAACCAAUCCACUACCCAGUCUGCCAGCCGUUAAUAUGCGGUAAGGGGUGUAAAAGGGACAAUAGUACUUUAAUAGAUUUUGAUUAACGAAUAUCCUCAUCAAGAAUUUGACAUUGCUUUUACAAAUAGCAAUACAUUGAAACAAAGUUGACUUGCUAAUUAAAUAUUGAUGCAUUAUACAUUAAAGAAAGAAUCCUUUAAACUUUAUAACGUUUAUUCUCAUCUCUCAACUUGUCGAUCACUCAAGUCACCUUAAGGUUUUGGGUCUAAGGGUGAAAAGAUGGAGUUUGAUGUCAAUACAUGGAUGGUAAUUUCUGUUGCAUUUGGAGUAUAUGAUAGACUGGAACUUUCCACACAAAAAAAUGGCGCUCUAUUCUGAAAUGCCUCUGAAAAUCUCCUGGCUGCUUUCCUUUGAAGUAAUGCGCCUAUGUGUACCAAAAAACAAAACAAAAAACUCCAAAAAAAGUUAAGAGUUAUUUUUGUAUUUGUAAGCUCCAUUGAAUUAUUACGGAUUGAUUGCCAAUUCUUUCAGUUAGACUACCAAGAGUUCUUUAAAGCGUUUCUUCUAACCUUCUUAGCACCACUUCCUGUUAUGAAUUUUUGCACACAAGAUGAGCCGCAACAUUGUGAUGAAGAUGUUUUCCGGACUUGAAUAAAUGAGAAAAUCUCUGUCUGUACAAUAUCACUGUACUUCGAUGUGUGUUUUUUUUUAUUUUUAAGUCUCAUGGUAUGAAAGUUGUUCAGUUAUUUGGCUAGGUGUUGACCACAGUUUAUAGGUGCUAAUAGGCUGACCACAGUUUAUAGGUGCUAAUAGGCUGACCACAGUUUAUAGGUGCUAAUAGGCUUACCACAGUUUACAGGCGUUGAGAUGCAUUGGCGGAUAAACUGAAUUGUAGACUUUCAUUUUCUUGAAUUUGCUGAUGCCUCGCCAAAUCAGUAUGUUCUUUAAAUUAAAUGUUUUCAAAGGGUUGCGCUGGCUUUGGCAGCACAUGUAUUGACCUCUUUCUGAGUUUAUGUGCUUUUUCAAAAAGUUUGGGUUCGGUGCCAUGAUGUCAUUUGUUUCUGGAAAUAUUUCAUACCUAUAGGCAUCCGUACUGUCUGAAUUUCCAUUGUGACAGUUUCAAAAGCAUUUGGCAAGUCAGGUCCACGUAUGUGAAGAAGAUGUCAACGUUUUAUGACCAAAAAAGAAUUUUCCUUAAUUUAAAAAAAAAAAAAAAUGAGUUUACUAUUUUAUUUGUGUUUUUGUUUUUAAUGUUUUACUUUCUUGGGGGGGGGGGAGUUAAAGGCCAUUUACUUGCUUCGAGGGACAGUGGCCCUCAAAGAGAUGCUUGAAAGAAAUACUGAAUGGUUCCGGUAUGGAAAAAAAAACCACGAAACAAAAUACAUCCUCUUUUUCGCGACACUUGAGUUAAAAUGAAUGAUUGGACUAAUGCGUGUUGGUAAAACAAUACACAAAAUGAAGAACCAAAAACGAAUCACCAAGGUUUUCAACAAGCUUUGUUCCCUUUCUUGGCUACCCGGUAUUUUUUGCGUUCGUGGCCCGGUAGUGUUACGAGAUGCUGGUUAUGCAUUGACAAUCUACAGAAGUUCUCAACAACUCUACUCAUUACCAGCUACAACAAACAAAAAAUUUUCCCUUGUAUCUUCUUUUAAAAUUUUGACAUCAUUAUCACAAAUAUUGUCAGCCACUAUAGGCAUCCAAACGCGAUCAACACUCUCCACCAAGCUACACAAAAUAUUUUUUUUUUAAAAUAAGCUUUUCACCUCUGACCUUUUAUGUAAGACAAAAAUCAAAAGAAAGUCUAAAAUAAACUAAAUGAUGUAUGUGAUGUCUGUGAAAUUGUGUUGUUAUGACACCUUUCAGUAUGUAGGGAAAAAGUACUGAAUAUAUCAUAGAUUAUCGUAAUAAGAUUAACAAAAAUUAAAUAUUUAAAUUAUUUGUUUAUAUUUAUAUUGUUUUCCCCCCCACACAGAAUGUAACCAAACACUAACCAAUUCAUCCGGAAUAAUUAGCAGCCCUUACUACCCCAGAACAUACUAUUAUCAAGCAAACUGUACCUGGUUGAUUUCUGUAGAGGAAGGAAAUGUUAUCUCUCUCAGGUGAAAGUUUUUUAAUUAAUUACAUUUCAAGGUAUUUCUUUUAUUUACGAAGGAGAUCCGUUAGUAGACAGGACACGCGUUUUGUUCAUUAUGCGACGAUCUAAAUAUGCACAAAUUGCGUAUGUUGAAGCUCAGUCGGUCGAUUCAGUCUUCCUCGUGCUGACCUGUAAGCUCACAUCUGAGUUUACGACACAGCAUUACAGCUCCAGGUUUCUGGUUGCGGGAGGAGCGUUGUGGUUUUCAAUGAUGGGGAAUUUUUAAAAAAAAGAUGAUAAAAAAAACCGCAAUCCAACACAUUCGCUUUCAAUAACCAUCGGUACUAGCUGUAGGAUUUUGGAAUGGAUUGGAGAAGAGCAUUUCGGCAAUUAGACUCAGUUCAGUAGAAAAUACAGUUGCUGAUUUUUCCUUUUUUUAUUUUAUGCCCGGGUAAAGAGCUGUAACAAUACCUGGGAUUUUUGUAAGCAUUGAUUGUUUUAAAAAGUUCUUCUUUAUAAUUAUAAAUAAUUUACAUAGUGAAAUUUUCAUAAUAAAUGUAAAAAGUAGAAAAUGAAAAAAUUAUGUAAAAAAAAAAAAUAAUAAUAAUAAAAUAAAAAAAUUAAACACUUUAAAUUAGAAUAAUGAGAUACUUUCUUUUGAAAUUUUAAGCGCACUAAAAGUAAAAGAUAAUACGUUACCCAAAUAAAGUAUGUGGAGAAAAUAUUUUUUAUAGAUAGAAGAAAACAAUAAUUUAAAAAAAAAGUUUCUUCUACGAUUAAUACUAUUACUAGGAAUUUUUAGGCUUCAUGUAGAGCCUUUUUGCCUUUCUGAUCAUUUUAAUGUAAAGCAAUAAAACUAUUAAUAUAAUCUUUCAAUUGUGAGUUUUGCUACAACUGUUCGUAAAUGUAGCGUUCGUGAAUAGCGAACUUCAAGCAAAUAAAUAGUUGCUAACCUACUAGAAAAAAAAAUGCUUUGAUUAAAAGUUAUUAAAACUGAAGGUCUGGUGUUUUGUUUGAUUUGAGGAAAUGUAAAUUAAAUUCACCUAAUCAUUUUUUUUAAAACUGUACUUUUUAAAAUUUCAGGUUUGAUGAGUUUAAUACUGGUCCAUUUUUGUAUGAUUACGUCAUGUUUUACAAUGGUAGAAAUACACUUGCAAAAAUUAUUGGCCGGUACAGUGGCACUCUUGAGGCAGUACCUCAUAUUAUACGAUCUGAUGGCAACACAAUGUUUAUCAACUUCAUCUCAGAUGCUUUGAAAUAUUCCAAUGAAUUGGGUUUCAAUGCUACUUACUUCUCACAUUGUAAGUGGACACAAACGUAACUGUAAGAGAAGUUGCUAAAUUCACUAAUAAGAUUUUAACAAAAAUAUAUACUAAAUUCUUGGAGGCACUGGUAAACCCUAAUUAUCACUUUUUUUUAUAUUUUUUUUUUUAUACUUUAAGUGAACAAAAAUAUAAGGUUAACAAAAAAUAAAUAAUCAUUUUAAAUAUAAAUUUGUUCGUUUUUGGAUGACGCAAACAAUUUUUAUGUUUCUCCAAUAUGCUAAAUUGCUGGCUGGCUAUUCCAACAGAGUUUAUUAUGUAACGCAAUGUGGUUUGUCUUUGUAAAGCUCAAUUAUUCUUGUGCAGGGUUACAGAGGGGAUUAUUUAGUGCUGGAGCAAGAAUAGAAAAGGGCCUACUCACCUACAUAUGGACACAUAAAUUAACAUGUCAUAAUUUAUUAAUUACAUUCAAAUGUUCUUGCAAAUUUAUUAAAAAGAGGACAUGUAUUUCUGAAAAAAAUAAUAAAAACAAGAAUACACUUUAGUAUAUAAUCGCAUAAGAAACAGUAUACAUAAGCAAUGAAUUUAAACCAGACUGAUUACAAGCUCAUUACAGUUAUUGUUAUAAUAUUUGAGAUGCAAUGUAUUUUAGAUAUGCCGCCGGGAGAACAAUCGAUACACAUCUGCACUAUUUCCCAUCACUGUGGACUAAAACUAAACGAUUUAUAAACAAAUUGCACAGUUCCAAAGUUAUGGCUUCUAAAUGAAUUUUGCGACAUCAGUUCCACACAAAUUAAGUGUGUGGUAUCCACAUAGUGAAAAUAAAAAGCUGAUUGACAUUGUUCAAGUAUUCUUGUUUAAGCAACGUUAUAAUUUCCUGCCAGCCACGUCGAUUCCCUUGUCAUAUGCCCUUGCAGACAAUCUGACAGUGGAAUGUCGGGUUCUUUCAUGUGUUUCUAAUAUCAACUGUGCUGUGUCAUAUCCUGCUUUAAACUUGUUUCGACAAACAAAAAUCUGUAUACACUUUCAUACUGGUUUUUAUAAGGUAUUACAUAUAGAAAUGUUGUUUGUUCAACAUGGAAUGAAUCUACUGUGGAAUCCACAAUGACAACAAAGUACUCGUUUUUGGAAUCGAUACUGAGAUAAUGUACUUGAAUUCGUUAUUCCUUUUCUUGUGACACUUUAACUUGCAACUCAAUUUUAUUUUAGAUUGGAUCCCAAUCAGACAACAACUCCAUGCCUCCCAGAAAAUUUCCAUUGUGUUUUCCCCCAUUGAGCCGGGAACUGUCAUGCAAAGCAAGCCCCGUUUACCAAGGAAUAGUACUACAUCAAUUAUUCGUUUCAUAAUGUUGUACGACUUGGCAGAUUCUGUUUCACAUGUCUCCAAAAGACUUUAAUUGCCUUUGUUAGAUGACAGGCUUCAUUCUAGUUUUCACCAAGCCAGAUAACAUGGCCUUUGAAUGUUACUUCUCUCAUAGUCAGUGAUGCUUAUGCAUAAUGUUCGCGACUUUUUAGCUGCUAACCAUCCUUCUGUGGAUGCAAGCAUAGGCUUAGGUGCAGAGCUAAUGCUACAACGGAUCAUGUUUUAAAUAAUCAACCAGGAAAGGGAAAUAAUUCAGACCACACUUGAAAUGUUAGAAUAAUUGUGGAAAAAAACAGAUUAUCUAUAUCUUUGGGAAAUUCUUUUAGAAAAGCCAGUAUGAUCUUAGUUAUCUUGAAGUCAAACAAGGCUGCAAGGCGAUUUUCCUAUACACACAGUGUAUUGAGUACAAAGUAUUUAUCCAAUAUUGUUUUUCUUUUCAAAAUUUGGCUUUGUAAUAAAGAAAUUAAAAUGUUCCCUUCAUAGGCUUCUGUGAAGCUCCGAGGGUACCUAAAAAAUGUACCAGCUGAACCCUCAGUCCCUAGGCCUGUUCUUGUGUAUAAAAAAAUUCGCAGUGGGUGGAAUUGUGUGUUCCCAAUAAAUAUUGCUAUUCAGAGUGUAGGUUUUUGGCGCUGAGCAAUAAUUUAUAGCAGGUUAAUCAUAAAAAUGAGCAAAUGGCAAGACUAUACAUAAAAUAAAUAUUAAAAAAGCAGAGUUCCUAUAAAAAAAAAGAUACGAUAAUUUUAUUGAUGCAAAUAAAUGUAAAUGUGUUUUUUGUUUUUUCCAUUCUUCGUACAUAUUAUUUUCAGAUCCUCGUUUGAUUUUUUUUGUUGUUCCUUAAAAUUAGUCUGAAAUGACUGUAUGCAAUCCCCAUUAAAUGUAUUUUAUGCGUUUGUGAAUUUCACUGACAUUUAUCACACUUGUGGGCCAACAACUCUUAACUGAACAAUUUGAAGAAAAAAAAUUACAGCAUAAUGUUUACCCACUCUUUCAAUUUUCUAAUAAAUCUGUACAAAGCAGAAGAAUCAAAGACAAUCUAUCAGUCGUUUCCAUAUUUAAAAUUUUAUAACAUACAAUCUCCCUUUACCCUUUUAUCUUAAUCCAUUUUCUCAGCUUGUCGAGACUCCAUGUUUGGUGAUACCUGCUCAGAAUAUUGCCACUGUAACAGUAAAAAUACUCAGUACUGCGACAACAUCAAAGGGGAGUGUGUGUGUAAACUAGGAUGGAAGGGGAACACGUGUUUUGAUGACGUCAAUGAAUGUUUAGGCACCAACAACGCACUCUGCCCCAUGAACUCUGACUGCCAUAAUACGGAUGGAGGUUAUGAGUGUAGAUGU